Molecule: messenger RNA, 2273 nt
Organism: Bemisia tabaci
Lineage: Eukaryota; Metazoa; Arthropoda; Insecta; Hemiptera; Aleyrodidae
Source: RefSeq, a predicted model, not a curated record
CAGAAAACUUAACCUCACGACGGACGCGUUUUCCGGAUGGCGCACGACCCGGAGUUGGAGUCUGCGCUGUGCCGCGUCCGCUUCCUGGCCGACGAGCGCUGGCAGACGAGCGAGUGCGCCCGGAAGAACCAGGAGCUCCUGCGGGCCUUCCACGCCGCCGGGCCCCCGCGCUUUCGACGGGCCUCAGGGGGCGCGCGCACCGUCCGGCGCGUCAUCCCCAACAGCCGGCUGGCCCGCUACGGCGACUACCCCUACGACGAGGCCCGCGAGUUCAUCUACACGGUGGCGGAUCGCGACGUCAGAGGUCGAGCAAAAGACCCCGAGAUCCCCUCUGCUCUGGACGGGGAGCCUUGGAUGCUCCCCGAGGUCGGUUACUACUUCAGCCUUUACACCCGCUUCGCUGCUCGCAGGUUGAAUCAAUUGAAACAAUACAGCAACAGAGUGAAAAGGGUGGCAAAUAACAGCGGAUGUGGAACCUCUAUGAACAGCCAAGAUUGUGCCAUUUACAUGAGCCCACCCCUCUACUCGAAAAACUAUUUUUUAUCAACACAGUUGACCAACAGAUAUUACCACUUGCCACGGUUUGUUAGUACAGUUGACCAGUCAGUAAGUCACAUCCGUGAUUUCUCUGCUUCAGCCUCUUUUUGCCAGCAGAAUUUGGAGUAUUACGAUGAAUUCAAACUGCGUGGCCUCAUCCAAGCCAAAUCUGUGCAGCAACUCUGGCUUGGCGACAACCAACACUAUCUGGUCUCUACUUUGCGAACAACUACAGCAACUGAUUCAUUUGCACAAGGUUGUCGUUUCGCAUACCAGAGCAGGAAGUGCUCCUAUCAGUCAACCAAAAGGUGUCCGAAACAAUGGUACAAAAAUCGCCCGUUCCUAGAUGUUAAUGUCUCGGGAUUCCAGUCAAACAUUCAGCCUCGAAUAUUCAACAUAGAUAAUGCACUGAUUCCGCAUCAAAUCUGCCCACUCCUAGCAGUGACAAAUUGUACCGCUCGAUCAUCAAUGUAUCAGACCCCUCCUCCGUUCCAAAACCAGAUGCGCUCCUUACUACCUCCUAUUCCCACCCCUACUAUAGUGAAUCCCCUUGCCAUCAAUGUGUACAACAAUUCUCUCACACCUCAAAGUUUACGCAUCCCUCAUCCUAUUUCAUCCCUUCACGACAACGAUUACAGUAAUAGCUUGAUGAAUAGUGCUGGUGGCCCAGAGAAAGUAGCAGCCGCACUGACAAAAGUCAAAACCUGGUUGAAAAAAGUCUACCCAAAGCGAGGCAGGGAUAUGAAAAAACCAAAAAGAAUGAUGAGCCAUCCUUUUGCUUUACAACUACGAACUCAUCUUGAUAACACUGACUCACCAAGCCAGAAAUCAAAGCAGGAAGCUGAGCGGGGUCUGCCAGUUGAUGUUGAAAAAUGUUUUGCAGACUUGGAAAAAGAGGCAAUAGAACAAUAUCAGAGCUCUGCGGAUGAUCUACUCAAGAAACCCAUCACUCCUUCAGAGGAGACCUUCAUGGAGUUGGAGCGGCAAGCUUUAGAGCAGUAUCAGAUGAAAGAAACAAGAGAGAAUUCACGUAUUUCAAACGGUGCCAAAACUGUCAAAUCCGAUUGCGACAGUCCGGUCAAUUUGGAGACAGCGCCACUUGGUAAGGCUGCUCAGUCAAGGGCCAGUACGCAUAGGGACUCAUAUAAAGUUGCAUUGCUCCGAAAAACCAACACAGCAGUUCAAAGCAAGGAUGAAAGAGACCAUGCUUUGGGAAAACUCAACAGUAAAUCUAACAUACCAGUUAAGGGAAAGAUAAAAGUUACGCCGGUAAAGACGAACAUUAAGGAAAGGUAAUUAAGUGUAUAAUUUUUAAGGUCUUUGCUGAAAAGUCAAACAAUUUUUUGGAGGCAACUUAAAUCAAAUUCAGUUAUUAGGAAAAAACAGCUGACUAGACUGAUUUCCUAACAGAAGAUAAGAAAGACGCUGAGAAGCAUUUCAAGAAGGGGUAAAAAUUUAAAACGUGUAAGUUCUAUAUAAUGCAAAAAAUUAAGAAAAAUUUCUGAGACUAUUUAAAGGAGAUAGUUAGUUUUCCUCUCUAUAAAAUAAUUUUAAACAAUUAAUUUGUGAUAGAUUGAUCUGGUGGGUUGAAAAACAUGAUCACGAUGAUUGAAAGUGUGAUAAAUAAUUAGAAAUAUAUAGAAAAUGAGAUUGAAUACUUCAAGCUCAUGAUCAUAGUUAAAUUAUGGGUAAUCACAAGUUUAAUUUAGAAUAAAUGAAAUCAUUGAAGCACCUUC